Sodiomyces alkalinus F11 is the source of this 1020-nucleotide messenger RNA. RefSeq lists its product as hypothetical. Lineage: Eukaryota; Fungi; Ascomycota; Sordariomycetes; Glomerellales; Plectosphaerellaceae. The record is from RefSeq and is a predicted model, not a curated record. Gene Ontology annotation, molecular function: protein binding. The transcript has a single exon. Bases 1 to 1020 code for a protein of 339 amino acids.
AUGGCCUCUCACCCUCCCUCGCCCCCACGAGAGGCGCAAGUCGCCGACUCCAAACCCAACGAUACAAAGUCCGAAGAUCAUCGAACACCCGAGCCAGAAUCCAGCACCUCGAGUCUCCAAAACGAGGAUCAGGAAAAACGGGACUCGUCACGCGACCGAACAGAUUCUCACGAACCCCCCGAAUCUCUAGAGUCAGGCGAGGCCUCUCCAAGCUCUCCGCGUUCCCGUUCGGAAAACACACCUGCCGAAGACGACGACGACGACGACGACGCCGCCGCCGCGCGUACCUCGUCCGACGCGCCCGCACCUCCCCUCCCCAACGAACCGCCCCCUCUCCCCAGCGAGCAACCUCCCGCCACCGAAGACGACGGCUGGGACUUCCACUGGGACGCUCACCACCAGGCCUACUUCUUCUACAACCGCUUCACCGGCGCCUCGCAGUGGGAAAACCCACGCGUACCCUCCAGCAGCAGCAAAACAACAACGACAACAACGACAGCGACAGGGGCCCAACCGCCCCCCCAACCCGCCGCCCCAUCCGACCCCUCGCCCUCCUCCUUCUCCGUCGCGGCGGCCUCAUCAUCCUCAUACCCCACAGCCCCGCCUCCACCCCCUUCCACCAGCCCGGUCGCGGGGGGCUACAACCCCGCCAUCCACGGCGACUACGACCCAAACGCCUGGUACGCGCAACCCGCCGGACAAGACGGCGACGAGGCCGCCCAGCAACAACAGCAGCAGCUCGCGAUGCUGGCCGACCCGACCGCCCUGGCGACCUUCAACCGCUUCACGGGCGUCUUCCAGCGGCAGGACGAGGGUCCCGAGCGGCACUCGGACGAGGCGAAGAGCCGGCGCCAGAUGCACGCCUACUUUGAUGUCGAUGCUGCCGCGAAUGCCCAUGACGGCCGCAGCCUCAAGGCCGAGCGGUCGGGGAAGAAGCCCAGCAAGGCGGAGCUGAAGCAGUUCAAGGAGAAGAGGCGGGCGAGGAAGGAGGAGAAGAGGAGGGCUUGGUUGAGGGACUAG